AUGUGCGGGAUGGGAGAGGAGAGGCCGAGAAUUGUAUGGGAGGCGAAGUGGGCAAACAAAAAGAGGGGUAGACAACCCACGGAAUGGGUCAAGGUUGUAGAGGACGUAUGGAAGGGGCUCGACAUCGACGAAGAUGAAACGCUGGAAACGGAGGGUCUACAGGGGUUCAAGGAGAAGAUAUCUGUUGCUUGUGCCGAGAGAGAAGAACAGAAUCUGAGGGAAUCCAAGGAUAAUAAGGAGGGUCUAGAAGUGUACGGAAUGUUGAAGGAAGGAGGGUUCAAGGAGAAGAUAUCUGUUGCUUGCGCCGAGAGAGAAGAACAAAAUCUAAGGAAAGAAUCCAAGGAUAAGGAGGGUCUAGAAGUGUACGGAAUGUUGAAGGAAGGAAUAGGGUUCAAGGACUACCUACAUGGACCAAUGGAUGCAGGAACAAAGCUUGAGGUCAAAUUCAGGACCGGGGACAUAGGCCUUCGAGAACGUCGACGAAGACAUAGGACGGUAGACGAGGAAGACGACGAGUUCAAAUGUGAUUGCGGCUUCGAAUGCGAAGACCGUGUUCAUGUAGUCGCGGAAUGUCCGUUGUACAAGAAGGAGAGGGAAGUGUACGUGACUGAGCUGGGAAAAAUAGAUGGGACGUACAGGGAGAUGUUUGAGGCAUGGAAUAGAGAAAGGACGGUAGCUGUACUGGGGCAUAGGAGGUGGUUUGAAAAGGCGGGGAGGGAUACAGUUGGCGCCCACAGUUUAGAAACGCUUACUUCAGGUCCAGCCUCGAAUUCUUAA
Molecule: messenger RNA, 777 nt
Organism: Ectocarpus sp. CCAP 1310/34
Lineage: Eukaryota; Phaeophyceae; Ectocarpales; Ectocarpaceae
Source: the annotation of a GenBank genome assembly